CUACAAACACACUGCACGCGCACUAAAAAAAACAUGGCGGACUAACGUCACAUUUGAGGUAUUAGCCAAGUUCAAGCGAGGAGGGAGGAACUCCGGGCGCCUGCAUUUGGACGCCAUCCUCGAAAAAGGCGCCCUUCUUUUGAAAGGAAGAGAAAACGGAACUGAAGUGAAGGCACCGUGUUCCCGCACACUAAUGCAGGACUAAGGUCAAUCCAGAUAUAACAGAAUCAUGAAAAAACCUGUGCCAGCGAAAGUUAUCGAGUGGAAAGACGGCAGACGCAUCAAGCAUUCCCGCAGCGGGCGGCCCUCACGAGUUCCCUCGCAGUAUCAAGGCCACUUCAGUUGGGAUAAGUAUUUGAAAGAGACGGGUGCUAUAGCUGCUCCAGCCCACUGUUUCAAACAGAGCGCUACACCCCCGGUCAAUGAGUUCAAGGCAGGAAUGAAGCUGGAAGCUCAGGACCCCAGGAACACCACUUCUACCUGCAUCGCCACAGUGGUGGGCCUGACCGGCUCACGUCUCCGGCUGCGCCUCGAUGGAAGUGACAACAAAAACGACUUCUGGCGCCUGGUGGACUCAUCUGAGAUCCAGCCCAUCGGUAGCUGCGAGAAGAAUGGAGGCAUGCUGCAGCCACCCCUGGGGUUCCGUCUGAACGCGUCGUCCUGGCCAAUGUUCUUACUGAAAACGCUCAACGGUGCCGAGAUGGCCCCAGCACGAAUCUUUCACAAGGUAUCCGUCGGAUUUUCAUACACCUCAUCUGCACCACAUCUGCUGCAGGAACCGCCUUCUCCAGAGCAGAAUCAUUUCCAGGUGGGGAUGAAGCUGGAGGCGGUGGACAGGAAGAACCCUCAUUUUAUCUGUCCUGCCACAGUAGGGGCACUGCGAGGGGUGGAGGUGCUGGUCACCUUCGAUGGCUGGAGGGGAGCUUUUGACUAUUACUGCCGUUACGACUCCAGAGACAUCUUUCCUGUAGGCUGGUGCACUCUCACCGGAGACAACCUUCAGCCGCCUGGCACUAAAGUGGGUUUGCCAAGGCCACUGGGUGCUUCAGGUGCGCUACCUGACAGCAGCGUGGAGGGCGUAGACAUGCCCAUGCCCCCAGCGCCCAGCAGGCCUCCUGCCCAGAAGCGCCGUAAACCUGGACGCAAGAAAAGCAGGCCAUCCAGCUCCUGGGCUCAGAAAGAUAGCACGUCUACUGAGGUGCCCCAGACAGAUCAGCCAGGAAAUGGACCGGAACCUUUGAAAAUCCCAAAGAAGAGAGGGCCCAAACCUGGGAGUAAGAUGGGUUGGGUUAAGCAUGCUGCAUGGUUGGAAGGGGCAAUGGCAGGUCCUGGCAGACCCAGAGGCCGAAUGUCAGCUAACUGGACACAGAAACUACAUCAGCAAAAUGAGAUAGAAACCAUCAAGAUCCCAAAGAAGAGAGGCCCCAAACCUGGCACCAAGAGAAAACAGCGUGUGGCUUCUGACCCAGUGCCCGCAUCCCCCACCAGUAGCACGCCAGAGCCUGACACCAGCUCUGUGCCACUGGAUAACGCCACCAUCCCCAGCGCUGCCAUGCAGGCUCCUACAGUGUGCGUGUAUCUGAAUAAGCAGGGGAAGGUGGGUCCUCACUUGGACGUACGGCGCGUGCAGGCUCUGCCAGACCACUUUGGGCCUGGUCGGGCGUCUUCAGUGCUGCAGCAGUGUGUUCAGGCCUGUGUGGACUGUGCACAUAACCAGAGGGUUGUCUUCUCCUGUCUCAAACCAGGUCAUGGAGGAGAGCUCAUCUCAGCCCACUUUGAUCAGAAGCAGCACACUCUUACGCUGCCUGCAGUGAACAGUGUGACGUAUGUGCUGCGCUUCCUGGAGAAGCUCUGCCACAAUCUGCGCUGUGAGCCACUGUUUGGAAGCCAGCCAGUGCCUCUGGGAGGAGGGCAUUACGACAGCCACAGCUACACAGAGAGGAGGAGCUUUUCAGAGUGUCUCAGUUCAGGACCAGGUCGAGGGACAAAGAGAUUUCUGUCAGACUCCUGUAGCAGCAGCUCGCUACCACAUAAAAUGGCUAAAAGCCACUGCCUCUCAUCUGAAGAGUCUUUUCUGGUGGAGAAUGGAGGCUCGGAACACUUGGAUAAAACGCAAAUGUCCCCUACUAAGGCUCUGAGUUUGUACCCUCACUCUCAGAACACAAUCUCUCCUGGUCAGCUGUGUCGCCUUGGCUCUGCAGGUUCAGAGCGUUUCCUGAACUCCCGAGAGAGCCCUCGACCCAGUGGGCAGGAUCCAAACCUGUGGACAGUGGAGGACGUUAUGCACUUCAUCAGAGAGCUGGACCCUCAGCUUGGCCCACAUGCAGAGCUGUUCCGCAAACAUGAGAUUGACGGGAAGGCUCUCCUUUUACUGCGAAGUGACAUGAUGAUGAAGUACAUGGGCCUGAAGCUCGGUCCUGCUCUCAAACUUGCCUUCCACAUAGACAAGCUGAAACAGGGUCGCUAAGGCUGACCUUUAACCCCUCCUCGACUCCACCAAGCACAUAGUAUAGUGGAAACCUUGAGUCCACUGAAGCUUUACUGAAGCAUUACGGUUAUUGCAGAGGUCAUUUCAGAACGUGCGUGUCUGUUAUAUGUUUGUGUCUCCCCGUUCUCAUUUGUUUCGAUGCCCAUUACAUGUAGCACUCUCAUCCCUGUUGUCAUGACAGGGGCAGUUAACUAAUGCACAUUUCUUUCCCCAACGUUCUGUGUUCCUGCUUUUGCCAGGUCUUGAACUAUGCAGGCUCAGAGCUGCAUGGACAGAAGGCAGGCCAUUUUCAGGCCUCUGGUUUUUUUUUUUUUAAUACAUUCUUAUUUUUAAUCCUCUAUAGCCAUAGUCAAAAAGGGCUUGGAUUCCCCCCCCCCCCCCCAGUUUUCUUUUAACAGAGAUCACACAAACACUAGAUCUGUCCCAAUAAACUUUGGGACUGGUUUUAAUUCAUAUCUUGCUCUGAGGCACUUUCAUAUCUCAUACAGUACUUUACACAUAUCUACACAUCUAACCUGCAAUUAAUGCCAUGAUAAACUGCAUUUCUUUUGUAUGGUCUCGUUUAUUAUGUGUCCGUGGUUAAUUUGUACUUUUUUACAGUUUUAUACUAUAUUGUUAGUUCAUACAUUGUGAUAAGACUGAAAUAAAGAUAUGAAGUCGUUUGACAGAUUUUAAAA
Molecule: messenger RNA, 3165 nt
Organism: Neoarius graeffei (lesser salmon catfish)
Lineage: Eukaryota; Metazoa; Chordata; Actinopteri; Siluriformes; Ariidae
Product: polycomb protein SCMH1-like
Exons: 17
Coding region: 230-2467 (745 amino acids)
Biological process (GO): regulation of DNA-templated transcription
Cellular component (GO): nucleus
Molecular function (GO): protein binding
Source: RefSeq, a predicted model, not a curated record